AUGACAUGCAAAUAUUGCAAGAAAUCAGGGCACACUAUUGAUACUUGUUAUAGACUUCAUGGAUUCCCAGUUGAUUUCAAGUUCAUAAAGAACAAGAGACAGGCUGCAUCUUAUGUCCAAAUGGUACAUUCCUCAGGCUCAAAUCCAUCCAGCAAUGCUUCCACAUCUACUAUCUCACUUACUCAGGAUUUUUCAUAUGGUUUCACCAAAGAACAUAAGAAUGAUUACUCCCAUUUUACUAAAGGAGUUAGUGCUUCUCUUACUGUUCUUGUUGUUUAUAUUAAUGAUAUCCACCUUGAUGGGGAUGAUGUUUCUGAACUGGACUCCUUGAAGUGGUUUCUGGAUAAUCAGUUUAAGAUUAAGGAACUUAGUCUGUUUUAUGUUGUUUCUGCUCUUUUGGAUGCUUCUUUGAAGCUUACUAAUAAUAUGGGAGCCCCUCUCACUGAUCCUUCUACCUUUAGGAGCUUUGUUGCUUGUGCUGACUCUCGCCGGUCAGUUACUGGGUUUUCUAUCACUUUGGGAGGAUCUCCUAUCUCUUGGAAGAGUAAGAAACAACAGGCUAUCUGUCUCUCAUCUGCUGAAGCUGAAUAUCAUGCUUUGCACAAAGUGGUUGCGGAAUUAUCAUGGCUAGCUGCUCUUCACAUUACUCGGAAUCCUAUUUUUCACGAGUGCACAAAGCACAUCGAGAUAGAUUGCCACUAUGUUCGUGAUUGUGUCCACUCUGGCCUCAUUUCUUUUCACUUUGUUGCUUCUGCUGAUCAGUUGGCUGAUAUUUUCACCAAACCACUUUCUGGUCCAUCACAUCACCAUCUUCUCAGCAAGCUUGGCUUGUACAAUUUGCAUCGGUAA
Molecule: messenger RNA, 849 nt
Organism: Capsicum annuum
Lineage: Eukaryota; Viridiplantae; Streptophyta; Magnoliopsida; Solanales; Solanaceae
Exons: 6
Coding region: 1-849 (282 amino acids)
Source: RefSeq, a predicted model, not a curated record